AUGUCGCGAAGCACUAAGUGGAAAUUUGCAGUGGUUGCUGGAAUUUCCCAGUAUUUAGUUUACGCAGAAGCAAAAUAUUGUGCCUUUGAAAUACAUGGAGAACCAAAGUACUAUAUGUGUCCAAGGACCGAAUAUUGUUGCAACUUUGGCUGUUGCGUAUCACCAGGGUUUCAAAUUUACCAUCUGUGGUAUUAUUGGUUAUUAGUAAUAAUUAUGUUUUUGGUAUGCUCUGGUGGUGGUUGGUGGUAUCGAUAUUGGCUGCAAGGAAGAUAUAGAGCAGCAGCAUCUUCCAUACCCACAAGACCUUCUAAUUCAAGAACACAAAAUUCUCUUCGAGGUCCAACGUGUCAAGCACAGCAAGCUCGAAUUACAUACAAUACGGCAAGGAAUACCGUUCUUUUACACAGAAUGUGGAAAGGACCUCACAGGAAUGCAAAUUCAACAGUUUAUAACGGAGCUUCAGCUACAAGUUCAACUACCCACUAUCAAAAUACAAGUGUCGUACUGAAUGAUACUAACUGCCCAUAUUAUCAGUUAUAUGGACCUCCACCAAGUUACGAAACUGUAAUUGCACAGACACGGAACAAGUUUUCGACUCCCUCGUCACCAGAGCUGUUGCAAUCGAAUCAGAAUCAUCGAUCAUCAUUGCCAACGUCUAGUGAUACGUCGGGGUUUGCUGCACAGUGCUUUUAUAAUGUGCCGAGUAGAUUGCCUACAGGAUUAGAAGUACCUCAUUAUGGACCUCAAAGACUGGAGAGCUUUGAUACUACUGAAUAUGUUAGACUUGCAUCUCAAUAUGGAUCUGGGCAAGGAAAUGAAGCUUCACAUUUCACUCGAGGAUUUGUUUAUGAAAGAUCUAGUGGCGCAAAUGCUGCUCAAUCCCCAACUGACUGUGAGAGGGAGGGAAGUACCAGUGUAAAUACCAAUUUAGCUAAUAGUCCGGAUGAUGGUGGAUUUUUAAUUGCAAGGAUGGAUUGUUUGAAUAAUUCUUGCGUUUUAGAUCGCUCAUUACAGUGUCACACCUCUACUGGAAACUUUACUGGAAUUGGUGUUCAUGGAAUUUCGCGAGGGGAAUAUAAGCAAUUUAAUGCGCCAAAUUCUUCAGUGUCUGAAUUGACAUCCGAGCCAGUUGCCACGACUUCUUCAACAUUUGGUUUUGAAAGAUGUCCAUCUUCGUCACAGAGAUCGUCUAAACGUCCAGAGCCGCGGAAUAUUCAAGGUGGUUCCCUUAAAAUAACCAAGAGACGAGGGCAACAAAUUAAGUACCAUGAAGCGUUUCGAGCAAACCGAAGGCUCAGCUCUGUCGACUACGAGUCUCCAUCGACGAGUCGACAACAUCCAGACGAGUCAACGCGCAUAGACUCUCAAUUUAAUCCAUCCAGCAAUGUGAUAUUUGCGAUCAACCCCGAUGUCGACUCUACCGAUCAACGACACGGCUAUCGUCACCAGUAUAAUCAACAACAGCAACGCUCUUUCGCACUUUUAAAUGCUGAACAAAGUAGUACAAAUUCUAAUUUUGAAAGUAAACCCAAACUAGAUAGAUCGAGGUCGCUUGAUUAAAUGAGAGACUUCAAUCUUCUGAACGACGAAUUGCUGAGCGAAGGUACUUUGUAAGGAUCUUCAGAAU
Messenger RNA from Ceratosolen solmsi marchali, 1627 nucleotides. RefSeq lists its product as uncharacterized. Lineage: Eukaryota; Metazoa; Arthropoda; Insecta; Hymenoptera; Agaonidae. The coding region runs from base 1 to 1560 and encodes 519 amino acids. The record is from RefSeq and is a predicted model, not a curated record. Gene Ontology annotation, cellular component: cytoplasmic vesicle membrane. The transcript has 6 exons.